Molecule: messenger RNA, 2926 nt
Organism: Pelobates fuscus (common spadefoot toad)
Lineage: Eukaryota; Metazoa; Chordata; Amphibia; Anura; Pelobatidae
Gene: FRMD5
Product: FERM domain containing 5
Exons: 14
Coding region: 98-1783 (561 amino acids)
Cellular component (GO): cytoskeleton
Molecular function (GO): cytoskeletal protein binding
Source: RefSeq, a predicted model, not a curated record
CGAGCCGGCUGCGGAGGUGGAGAGUGUCUGCAGCGCAGCCCGGCGGGCGCACGGUGACCCGGAGCGGGUGUUUGCCCGUUGUAAGCCCGGUGUCGGGAUGAUGCUGAGUCGUCUCAUGAGCGGGAGUAACCGCAAUCUGGACCUGCCAUGUGUGUGCACCGUGAGGCUGCUGGACGAUUCGGAGUAUACGUGUAAUGUGCAGAGAGAUGCAAAGGGGCAGCAACUGUUUGACCUCCUAUGUCACCACCUUAAUUUGCUGGAAAAAGAUUACUUUGGUAUCCGCUAUGUGGAUCCUGACAAACAGCGGCACUGGUUGGAAUUUUCAAAGGGUAUCGUCAAACAGAUGAGAGCUCGUCCCCCAUUUAUCCUGUGCUUUCGAGUAAAGUUUUAUCCUCCAGACCCAGCAGCACUUAAAGAAGAAAUCACAAGGUAUCUGGUUUUCCUGCAAGUAAAGAGGGAUUUGUACCAUGGGCGUCUACUCUGUAAGACCUCGGAUGCUGCCUUGCUCGCUGCCUAUAUACUGCAGGCUGAGAUUGGGGAUUAUGAUCCAGGCAAACACCCAGAGGGCUACAGUUCAAAGUUCCAAUUCCUCCCUAAGCACUCAGAGAAGCUGGAGCGCCGUAUUGCUGAGAUUCACCGGAAUGAACUCAGUGGACUUAAUCCAGCAGCUGCCGAGCUAUGUUUUCUGAGGAAAGCUCAAACCCUGGAAACAUACGGCGUGGAUCCUCAUCCGUGUAAGGAUGUUUCUGGAAAUUCUGCAUUUUUGGCCUUUACUCCAUUUGGUUUUAUUGUGUUGCAGGGGAAUAAGAGAGUCCAUUUUAUAAAAUGGUGUGAUGCUGCCAAAAUGAAAUUUGAAGGAAAGACGUUUCAUUUGUAUGUGAGAGAGAAAGAGGAGAAGAGGUUGGUACUUACGUUCCUUGCGCCAACUCCAGAGGCAUGCAAACACUUGUGGAAAUGUGGAGUGGAGAAUCAGUCCUUCUACAAAUUAGAGAAUUCCAAUCAGGUCCGCACAGUCUCCAGCAGCAAUUUAUUUUUCAAAGGCAGUCGUUUCAGAUAUAGUGGUCGAGUUGCUAAAGAAGUUAUGGAAUCAAGUGCAAAAAUCAAGAGAGAACCACCCGAAAUUCACAGGGCUGGGAUGGUGCCGAGUCGCAGUUGUCCCUCUAUCAGUCACGGCAUGCGGUUGAGUAGUGUACCCCGGACCCGUAGGAGAGCUGUUCACAUAUCCAUCAUGGAAGGUUUGGAGUCUCUCCGUGACAGUGCACAUUCCACCCCUGUUCGCUCCUCGGAUCAUAUCGAUGCUUUGUCUCCUGGAGUUUCCCGAGAAACGGUGUUCAGUGAUGAAGCUUAUACACCAUGCUGCAGCAUCCUCCCUACACCUGUGUGUGAUCCUACCCUGGAGACAGCUUUUGGGCAGCAGGUGAAUGGGGCACCAUGCACCACCCAAGAAGAGGAAGGUGAUGUCUCUGUGCACAGUGUGCCUGACACCGAAGUUCCUCCACCUGCUCUUCCUGGGCCAGAGGGGGUCAGCCAGAGGGAAUCCGAAUCAGAGCAAGGAAACAAGUUUCUGCAAAGUGUGCUUCGACUGCUGGCAGUCACAUUUUGUCUUCUUCUAGCAUUGCUUCUGCUGCUUGUCAUAUUGGCCGAGUCUGACCUGGAACUAGCUUUUCUGAGGGACAUCCGACUCACCCCUGAAUUCCAGCAGUUUCAUUAUCAGUACUUCUGCCCCCUGCGGAGAUGGGUGUCCUGCAAAUUGCACCCUAUUAUCCGCCUCAUAGACUCCUGAACCUGUGUUACGAACACACAGUGGCGAUCUUUAACUUUGAGGAGUGAUGUCUUCCACUGUCCUCCCCUUCUCAUCCCUCUAUUGACAAACCUUUCAUAGCAUAAAGUGGAGAAGUGGCAGAUUAGCACUACACUGAAACUUCUCUAGCUAAGGGUGGUUUGGGAAUUAAAGCCAAGGUGAGAGGGGUAGAAGGUGCCCCUGAAUUAUUAUGAUAUCUGCAUGGGGGGAUUAGAUCUGCUCUGCGGUCACUGCAACCUUUGUAAUUUCACACACAUCUUCACACGGUGUGAUCUUUAUGCAUUUAUGCUUCUUCAGCUCCAGGAAAAACCUACAGAAGAGUUUCAAUUGCUGUCAGAUGCUGAUCUCAUAUCUAGAUCACACUCAGCAGGAUAGUGAGCAAAACUCUCUAUAGCUAUAAAAUGGCAUCUAUUCAAAACACCAUAUUCAUUGGAGACCGCUGUACUUUUUUUUUUAUACUUCUUCGGCAGCCAGAUUGGCUUCUCUGUUUGUAAAGGUAUAUAAAUAAGCCCUGCUUGUCUAUAGAAUGAGAUCGCUAGUUGAUAUAGUCUAAAUUUGUGUGUUGACAUUGUUUACACAUUGACCAGAUUCAGAUUUUCUUGGAGCUGACACACAGAGUUAGUUGAGUUACCCCUUGUAGGAAUGUAGAGAGCUAACAGGAUAGAGUAGUUGUAUGUUUGUUGUGCAGGGCUGUCUAAAUACAGGUAUAGAGGCCAGAGACAAAAUGAUUGCGUUUAUACCUAGCACAUUUCUGCUGAUACUGGUUGUAUGUUACAGAUAUCCUUUGAUAUGUUGAUUGUCCCUCUGGCUGUAUUGACUGGAGAUCGAUACAUACAGCACAUGGUUAAAGAUUUAGGGUGGGAGUUAUGUGUCUGGAUAUUUGAGCAUAGGAGAAGAUGAGUGUGUUCCACUGCUUAUGUAUUAGGAAUUGAGAGAUCUGCAUCCUGAUGUGUAUUAAACCUGAGGGCCACAUACCUUUCACCUGUCCCUGUCUGUUAAAAGGCAGUAAGUGGUAUGGUUUAUGUGUAAUAUAACCAGUGACAGGUGUGUGUCCCCGAUGUAAGUGUAGGAGGAUAAGGUGAGUAGCAUGUGUCCCAGUACCAAGUAGUGGUGGGAGGUUUUUGU